AUGGAGCUGUGCUACCGCUGGCGAGUUCUGUGCACCUUCUGGAGUUGUUUAGAAGUGGCUUGCUUCGCGGGGAUUAUAUACGGAUGGGGAUCCUUGGUCUACAUCCUGAAAGAUGAAGGUUUUUAUCAUGAUCUAUGCAGAGGUUCCCCUCACUACGGCGCCAUGUUGUCAGAAGCUGUCAACAAUGUAUCCGCCUCUGAUAUCGCCAAUCAAUCGAUACCUGUGUCAAACGGAACGAUACCGUGCAAAGAGCAGGAGGAGAAAUUAAACCUUUGGUUCGCCAUUGCCAUCGGAGUCAUGUACUGUGGACUAGCAGUUGUGGGACAGUUAUCCAUGCGAUUAGGAACUCGGAUUACUAGAAUUAUAUCCACGUCCGUCUAUACCAUUGGGUUUCUGUGCAUCGCAUUUGCAAGCAAAGAAGUUCCUUGGCUUCUGCUGCCCGGUCUCUCGUGUAUAUCCAUUGGAGGGGCGGCUGUUUUCUGUACAACAAUACAGGUAGCCACUUUGUUUUCAACAAUUCAGACAACUAUAGUGGCGUUGUUCUCGGGCCUGUUUGACGUCUCUACAAUCACACAGCACUUCAUCAAGGUGGCUUAUGAGAAUGGUAUUUCACGAAGGGAUUCCUAUCUAUUUUUCCUUGGCUUGAGUGUUAUAAUUUUCAACGUUCAAACGUUUGUAUUUUUACCGAAAGACCAUAUAAAUCAGGAUGCAAAACUAUCUCAGGAAAACGGAAAGUCCACUGCCAAUGAGAAGGAAAUUAACAACACCCUUCUGGAAAGAGAGAAAGAUUAUGAUCAUGAAUUCACCAUCGAUGAAGAUAACUUAAAACCCGAUGAUAGCGUGAAAACUCACGUCCUCUCAGUUGGAUACAUAUCUCAUUGCAUCUGGAUGUCGAUCAGUGUUCUUCUAUUUGUAUCCUUUAUCGGACUGCUGAACACAUGGCUGUCAAAGAUGACUACAGAUUCAUCGACAGUGAGUUCCUACCUCAAUGUGUUUGCCUAUACAACUCUAUCCACCUCCGUCACGGCUGUUUUGGCGGGCUUUGUGUAUGACUGGCAACGGAGUCGCUCUAGAGGAAUCCCCAUUCCAGGACGUCAUUUCCGUCCUAUAUGUUUCCCAAUGGCGAUUUGUUGGAUUUUCGGGACUCUCUGUUAUCUUUUACCACUGGUGUUCGAUUCGUUUUAUGUGGUACUUCCGGUUUUCAUUAUAUUCACGUUUUAUCGUUCCUUCCUUUUUGCGAUUGGAAUCGCAUUCCUGGGCGAAGCAUUUCCUAUGAAAUAUUUUGGAGUCCUUUACGGCACCAUGAUGUUCUGCGUGGGAACGAGCAGUUUGUUACAAUAUGCCUUUUUUGCUUGGAGUAAACUUCACGAGAGAGGCUUUACACAUGUUAACAUCUGUCUCCUUGUUCUGGCCGUGUUGACUUGUUAUCAACCGAUUUUGCUGUGGAUCAGAAGUGGAAAGAGUAAAUCUGCUACGAAAAAUGACAUCAACAAUAUGGAAAUCAUCAUAAAACCACCGAAGAGUUAAGAAUGACCGGUGAAGACAUCGAAUUGUUAAUACAUUGCACGCUGACAGUGUAGUCUGGUGAUGUCACCGAGGUACACGAUGUGUGUUUGACAUUAGCAUGCACCGGUCUGCUUCUCAGCUGAGCAAUCUCUGGAGAAUCGAGCUAACUUUAUUUACAUAGGGUUGUUUAUUGAGAUGGAAAUGCUACGGUAACCUUAAAGCAAAGUGUGAUAUUCUGUCCCCAAAUACUCAGGUAUUACAAAUUAACUUUCACAGUGGUUUCUUACAUAUGUAUAUGGCUCGUGGGUUCAAGGUAACAUCGUGAUUUAGAGAGGGAUAUUAUACAUGUGGGUUUAUUGUAUAUUGGUGAAUAUCGGCCGUGUUGGGUUUGAAAAAUUCGUGAACUUGUGAGCGAAUUUUCACAUCCAACGAGUAUUGAUGUUCACCGAUAUACGUUCAAUAACUCCUAUUUUAUACAGUUAAUUGCUAUCAUUUAUAUGUAUUUCAUUUUUUUUUAUGGUGAUAAUUUUUUGGGAGGGUGGGUGUCAAGUAAGGGACUGAAGCAUUAUUAACACUGAUAAUAUUGCGUGCAUUAUUCACUGUCAUGCACGUUUUCAACGCUAGUGAAAUGUUUCCAAUUGUGAAUAAUAUUCGCUGUCCUUCAGGAGGUAUGCUACAUCAGGGAAAUUUGAUAUGAAUGAAAAGUGAAGAAUAUGUACAACAAUAUUUUGAAAUUGAAAAUUUUCAAAUUUACUUUAUUUAGUCAAAAAAAUAGUUUUAGUUGAAAGCAAUCUGAGAAAAAUUUAAAACCCCUGCUGGACUCGAACACGCGAUCUACAGUUCAGCAGUCGACGUGCUAACCUACCGAACUACUCAGCUAGGCGAGAUUUUUUUUUAAUGAAUAGACAAAUACUGCUGAUAUUAUAUUUUCCACCAUGUUUUAGAAGAAAGUCAGCCAUUAUAACGAUGUAGAGUACCUCCUUAACUGCAUAUCAGGUUUGAAAUAUUACAAGAAAUAAUUCAUACUUAAUAGAUAAAAUAUUGAAGCUUACCAAACGAUAGCUGGUCCACCAGAUCUUUGCGUGAAGUAACGUUUUUGGUGGGUUUUUUUUUGUUUUGUUUUGGUGUUUUGUUUUAAUUUGAUGUUUUGGGCACUGAUUCUGUUACUUUGUACUGAAUGAAAAUGAGAGGUUGUGUUCAAUAACGGCUCAGGUAUUGCACGCUAAAAUUCUUUAAAGUUUAGGAACAUUUUGUCGCUAACAAAUUGUCCUUUAUAUAAUGAUGAUCAUAGAUUUCCUCCGAUGGUAUUUCAGAAAGUGUCCAACUCUACACGAUAUCUUGUAUGCAACGAUAUAUAAAAUACUGUAUACCCCGGUAUAAUAAUCGUAGUAAAAUACAUCCAUAUACUACAGAAUUUUAUAAAUAAUCAUGGGCAGGCUCUUUAAAACAAUAUUAGCUCUAAAUAUGAAAAAUUCAUUUUGUUGUAAAAAUAUGCUUUUAUGAUUGUUUUUAUGUAACUUUAAAUAGUGGUAUCGAUAAAAUAAGAAUAAGUUUAAGAUUUCAUCAAAAUAAAGAUUUCGGUUCUAUUGAAUAUAGAGCAUUAUAUAGAAAUCAAUUUGUGUACGGGAAGACAAUAAUGUAAUCUUGCUUAUUUCAGAGCUUCUGGAUAGGAUUUUGAACACAAAUAUCCGUAACAAAAGUUUAUAUACCGUAUUUUGUUUUCUGUCAUUGCAAUAGUAAAUCCCAAUUUUAUAACAAAAACUUUCGACACCAAAAUGACAGCUAAUAUUGCUUUUUAAAAGGAUAAAAGACCCAUUGUCCGUGCUGCCCCAGUCUUCGCUGAACAGCUACUUCUCUGCAAAAAAGCUUUGAUCAGAUGGAAGUCAGUUCUGUAAUUUGUGGUAGUAAUUAAGGGAUAUGUACGUGGAUGACGAAGUCAACAUAAUUUCAUUUAUUUCUUAAAACAUCCUCAGAAGGAUGCCAGACAGAAUGAAAAUUGAGACUGUGAAGGGUUUAAUUUAAACAAUAUUUAUUCAAUAAAUUGAUGGGAUUGGGCAGUAGGCUUAGCCGAUAUGAAUCCUCUCCCUGAUGAUCAAACAGGGUAUGUACAUGUACAAAGUUCUAUAACAUUUGUAAUUGAUUUGGGGUCUACACGUAUUUUAACUUCAUCUACUGUGAAGCAUAUAAGAGUUUUUGUACGAAGAUCUGCCAGAUGUGAUUCAGCUGUCCGAACGCUUCAUUUAUCCGGACAGUUUUGGAUGGAAUUGAAGUAUCCGGAUUAACGAAGCCCGUAUGUCGACGUACAAUGUAUAUAAGGAUAAGUGGAUUAUAUAAAUAUUGGAAAUAUGGGCUAACUACUCCAUGUUUUCGAUUUUCAUAUAUCCCUUAUGUUUAUUACUGACAGUGAAUUGUAAAUAGUUUUUAUCGUAUACUAUUAUGAAUAUACAUGUACAUAUCAUGUUGUGCCAAAUCCCAUAUGUUAUUUUUAGUUCAUUAUUAAGCAGAGACUAUGGAAUAUUUUUUUAUGAAUAUUUUGUUCUUAUUUGUGAUCCUUUUCUUGUUACUCUUUUAUCACAUUAAAUAUUAAAUCUCAAGAAAUGAU
Ostrea edulis (European flat oyster) is the source of this 4108-nucleotide messenger RNA. RefSeq names its product equilibrative nucleobase transporter 1-like. The transcript has 10 exons. The record is from RefSeq and is a predicted model, not a curated record. The coding region runs from base 1 to 1527 and encodes 508 amino acids. NCBI's taxonomy places the organism in Eukaryota, Metazoa, Mollusca, Bivalvia, Ostreida, Ostreidae.